This is a messenger RNA of Paraglomus occultum, 221 nucleotides long. The record is from the annotation of a GenBank genome assembly. NCBI's taxonomy places the organism in Eukaryota, Fungi, Glomeromycota, Glomeromycetes, Paraglomerales, Paraglomeraceae.
UGCAAGCUGAUGUUCAUGUAAUUCGUCAGAGUCAAAUUUUAAUUUCUGAAAAGUUCUUGCAGGCGGAAGAUGAUAGUGAAAAAUGGCCUAAAUUAGUGAUCAAGCUCUCACCAAAGCACCGAAAACUCUUCUUCAAGAAUUCAAAGAAAGCUUUGAGGAACGUAAAAAGGAAAAUCAUAGUUUCAUGUGCUGCAGAAAUGAUGGACAUACUUGUCGCUUGA